Messenger RNA from Prionailurus viverrinus (fishing cat), 1398 nucleotides. RefSeq names its product SWI5 dependent homologous recombination repair protein 1 (gene SFR1). Gene Ontology annotation, cellular component: Swi5-Sfr1 complex. Gene Ontology annotation, biological process: double-strand break repair via homologous recombination; positive regulation of DNA-templated transcription. The transcript has 4 exons. The record is from RefSeq and is a predicted model, not a curated record. Bases 99 to 941 code for a protein of 280 amino acids. NCBI's taxonomy places the organism in Eukaryota, Metazoa, Chordata, Mammalia, Carnivora, Felidae.
UGAGGCCCCGCCCCGGGACGGGACCGGCUGCGGCCGCGGCGGCGCGCAUUUUCUCCUCUGGGGGAAGGCGAAGGGAGGUAGCGUGCUGGCAGCAGCGAAUGUCGCAGAGUGGGGCUGCUUCGGGUCGGUUGUGGAGUCGAGUAGAACUCCCUUUCCGCGGUCAGGGGACCUCUCAACCCCUCCUCAACCCAUCCUCUGACCUGAGAUCUUUCCAGGAGGUAAACCAAGAUUUCAUUUUCAAGAUGGAAAGCCCAUCCUACUCGGCUGUGAUUUCACCUAGCACUCCACGGGACUGUGCCAAUCCACCCUCUCCCUGUACAAGUAGUUCAAGAAAACAACCUAUGAGUGCAACACUUAGAGAACGAUUAAGGAAAACAAGAUCUUCAUUUAAUUCCUGUGAUAGUGUGGUAAAACGUCUUAAAGUAGAGAAUGAAGGGAAUGAUCAAACUUUUUCCAAGAAACCAGCAUCUUCGACGGAAGAAAACUGUUUGGAAUUUCAGGAAAAUUUUAAACACACAGACAAUGAAUUUGAAGAAAGUACAUAUUUGAAAAAUACCGUCAAAAAUAUCAGUGCAAGUGAAUCUCAGUCACUUGACACUGAGUCACGAAGUGAUCUCCAAAGUGGCUUUGUGAAUGAGGAUCUUCCCAAACAAAGAUUAAGUGAAGAAAGAGCAAAAUUGGUGAAGCAGAUUGAGGAGAAAGAAGACCUUCUUCGGAGGCUAAAACUAGUUAAAAUGUAUAGAUCAAAGAACGACCUGUCUCAGUUGCAGUUGUUAAUACGGAAAUGGAGAAGCUGUAGCCAGCUAUUGCUUUACGAGUUGCAGUCGGCUCUGUGCAAGGAGAACAAGAAACUCAGCCUGACUCAGUUGAUAGACCACUGUGGGUUAGAUGAUAAAUUGCUACACUAUAACAGAAAUGAAGAAGAAUUUAUGGGUGUUUAAUUCAUAAUCUUUUCUCCAGAAUAUUUUUGAGAAUUCCCACUUAAAAGAUACUUCAUACAUUCAAUUUAAAGGGAAGGUAGAAACAUAAGGGCUUAGAGAAAGGUAUCUUGAUGAAUAUCCAUUUAGAGCAAUUUAUUUUGGUUAUUUUAAUCAAUUUAUUUUGGAUAAAUUUUCCAAAGAUAACUUGACAUUUAAAGAAACGUAAAAAAAAAUUAAAUCAUGUUUAAAAAAUAAUCUGGGCAUUUCUGGAAGUCAAUUUUAAUACAUUGUUUUGUUGGAUAAAAAAGUUUUAUUUUAAAUGUUAAAAAAUAGUUUAGUCUGGUGAAUGUCUAAACCUAACGUGGUCUAAAAAUGCCUGUCUGUGUCCUAAGUUUAUGAACCUUGUUUCCAUCUAUUUGCCACAUAUUUCUAUCUGGAUGGUAUAGCAGGUAAUUAAACUUGUUCAUAUAUCCAAAUA